AUGGCAGGCAUGACACUGAAGUGAAAAUCGUGAUUUUGCUGAUUGUCCCACUAGCGUACUAAUUCUGAAAGAUUAGAAGCAGUAUGGCUUUGGGGCAAAGCACUAGGUAUCCCACGCUGGACCGUCAGUGUGAAAGUAUUCGUCGGAUCCAGCCGCAAACUUUACUCGUAGCCACCAAAAAUAAAGCGGUGCACAGACGCGACAUGAGAUGCCGAACACAGCGAACAAAAACACGAAUUCAGAGUCACAUUAACAAAUUCUCUCAUCAUGUCCCCUUACACCUACACCCACUCAGCAUUCGACCGUGCCUAUCUCCAAACGAUCUGGACCGGAUUAGCGAAUGGACAAAAAGGAACCAGGUCCCGGUGAAUCCUGCAAAGUGCCACCUGCUGACAGUGUGUACCUGCUUCAGUAACACAUAUCUUCUGAGAGAGCACAUUUUGCAACCGGUGACGCGAACGAGACUUAGGUAUCACCGUCUAAAAUAGUCUUGGCAAUUCGCUCCAAUGCUCGAAAGCAGCGAAUGUGGCGAACUUGAAAUUGAGGCAUUUGAGGCGAGCUCUUGGCACGUUUGAGCGAAGGUUAGUGCUACUGUUGCUCAACACAUAUCUUUGUCCCCAACUUGAAUAUGCAGUUCAUGUCUGGCGCUCAUAGUUAAAACGAAAUAUUCGUCUCUUGCAGAAACCCUAAGGAAG
Dicrocoelium dendriticum is the source of this 695-nucleotide messenger RNA. Lineage: Eukaryota; Metazoa; Platyhelminthes; Trematoda; Plagiorchiida; Dicrocoeliidae. The record is from the annotation of a GenBank genome assembly.